AUGGCUGAUAUUCACAAAAUUGCUGACAUCAAUCCUACAAUCGACAAUUUGUGUGUACGUAUACGAGUGAUACGGUUAUGGACACUACCAAGUUACGAAAAUUCUCCAUUGCCAUACUCAAUUGAGAUGGUUUGGCUCGAUGAAGACGGAGGAAAAAUACACGCCUCAGUUAAGAAGGCUUUUGUGUCUCGAUUCGUGAAUUUGCUGGAGGAAGGAAUAUCUUACCAAAUAAGAUAUUUUGGUGUUGGACUCAAUAAGGGUUACUUCAAGACUACACAUCAUGAAUACGUGGUUAAUUUAAACCAACGUACUGAUGUGCACAGACUUCCAGAAUCGUCGAGUAUCCUACAAUAUGGAUUUAAGUUUGUGAGUUUUGACACUCUCAAUGCUCCUGGGUAUGAUUGCACCUAUUUAGUUGAUGUUGUUGGAUAUCUUGCUGGAAUUGGGAAUGAGAAGACUCUUGAAAAGGAUCUACCAAAUAUACUAAAAAUAAUGGAGUGUGCACUUUUUGGCAACUAUGCACAUGAAUUAAAUGCUUUUCUGGGAUCUGGCAAUAAGGAUGGAGCUGUUGUCAUCUUACAGUUUGUUAGAGUGAAGUUAUUUAACGAAAAGAUUGUUUUACAAAAUUCCAUGUAUGGCACAAAGAUGUUCUUCAAUCUUGAAGAUACAACGGUCAUCCAAUUUAAAAAUAGCUUUGUAAGAUUUGAAGAAUCUAGAGGUAACAUCGGCGGAAUUCCAAAUGAGGCUGCAUUCUUAAAAAUUUAUCAAGGCAAAACCAUCGAGCAGUUAAAAGAAUUCGAAACGCUUGGUGUCAUUGAUGAUUCUGACUGUGCAUGUUUUGUAGUCUUUGACAAGGAGGCAAAACAAGUUUUGGGAAAGAGCUGUGUAGAGAUACUUGAUCCACUCCUAUUGAAAGGAGAUCUAUCGGAUACACCUACACUUUUGCUCAACCUAAUUGAUAAGACCUUUCUCUUCAUCGUUGAAGUUCAAAUAUCUGAUAAUCCACAUUUUUCACCUUCUUAUAAAGUUAAGAAGAUGACUGAUAAUGUGGACCUCAUAAAUAAAUUCAAAGAGGCUCACCCUAUUCAAAUUGAUGUUGACUAUACCGGUGGUUUGCUUCCAAUUUCAAAGACAUCCUCAAUCAUUGAAGGGGAGAAAGUAGAAGGUGCUAAGAAUUUGUUGGUUGAAUUCUCCAAUGAAGUUGCUGCCAAUGAUGAAUCCGAAUUGUUGGAAAAUGUUAUUACACCAACUAAGCGAUUAUCCUCGGAGUCGGAAGAAUCGAAGGUAAAAGGAAAUUCGAGUGAUGGUUCCAAUGAUGUGCAUUUUCAAUCCGUGUUGUCGAACAUUACAAAUGGACUCAAUACAGGUGAAAAGGAACGAUGUUCCAAUAUCAGUGAUAUUAGUAAUUCAGGUAUCACAUGCGAAGCAUAUGAUAGCCCAUGUCAUCAGACAAGUCAACAACAGCUUCAACAAACAUCAAACAAUAUCGACCAGUUGCAAAGCCAGCAUUCAUUGGAGUACUCAAAUCGAAUUAGAUUGCAAAGGGAUGCAAGACUGAAUAGAAAGACUAUGCUACUUCAAAAGAGACAUGGAGCAAGUACAUCUAAUUCAAAUUUAGAUACUAAAGAAUUAGAAGAAGUGUGCAUAGCUGAAAAAGGAAGACACCUGAGACAAAGAAAAACAUUCUUGAAGGAAUUGGCUAUAAAUCUUUCAAAAAUUUUUGAAGAAGUUGAGGAUAUUACUGAAAACACGACUAUAUUAGAUGAUUCUGUGCAAAUUGAAUACCCAGCCAUAUUCGAUGUUGCUGAGAAUACAGUAUUCGAUGUGAUAGAUAUUGGUGACCCAGAAUUUUUUUGUCGGCAUUGCGACGCCAUGAUGUGGUAUGAGGAGAGAUCAGAAAAGUCUAAAACAGGAUCCAAUAUUGAGUUCUCAAUAUGUUGUAUGAGAGGGAAGGUACAAUUGCCGUUUUUGCAACGUCCACCUCAGCUCUUGCAAGGUUUAUUAUCUGGAGCAGACCAGAGAAGAAAACACUUUAAGGAUAAUAUAAGAACUUAUAAUAGCAUGUUUUGCUUCACGUCCCUCGGAGGUAAAAUAGAGACCUCUAUCAAUGAUGGGACAGGUCCUCCCCAGUUCAUUGUGAGUGGACAAAACUACCACAGAAUUGGAAGCUUGGUACCAAUUGAGGGACAAAGACCAAAAUUUGCGCAGUUAUAUAUUUAUGAUACAGAAAAUGAGGUCUCAAACAGGAUAGAGGUUUUCAGUUCAAGAACAAACAAUAACAACAUUGACCAGUCCUUAGUUCUAGAUCUCAAGGACAUGAUCGAUCAACAUAAUGUUCUUGCUCACACAUUUAGGAUAGUGAGAAACUACCUGAAUCAAGGAGAUAUCGCAAAUAUAAGACUACGGUUGUACCGAAAAAGAUCAAAGGAUGCAAGAGUCUACAAUUUACCAUCUUCUAACGAGGUCGCAGCUCUAAUAGUAGGAGAUUUUGAUUCUGGAGAUGCAGGGCGUGAUAUUAUAGUUCAAUUAAAGUCUGGACAUCUGCAAAGGAUUCAUGAGACACACACCGCAUUUAUUCCUCUUCAGUACCCUAUGAUGUUUCCUUACGGUGAACAUGGCUACCAAGAAGACAUUCCUUUGCGAGAAUCUCAUAGGGCUGAUGAAAAUAGAAAGAGACAGCGUGUGAGUUUAAGGGAGUUCAUAGCAUUUAGAAUACAAGAGAGAAAGGUCGAGUAUGCAACCAUUGUCAAUGGUGGAAGAUUAUUUCAGCAGUUCUUGGUUGAUUGCUUUUCUAUGAUUGAAGCACAAAGGUUGACCUACUACCGAAACAACCAAACCAAGGUGAGGAGUGAUAUAUACAAAGGGAUUCAAGAUGCAGUUGUUAGGGGUGAGACACGUGCUUCUAAAGCAGGUAAGCGUAUCAUCCUACCUGCGUCCUUCACUGGUGGCAUGAGAUACAUGUUUAAUAAUUGUCAAGAUGCUAUGGCAAUUUGUAAGAAAUAUGGAUAUCCAGACCUCUUCAUCACAAUGACAUGUAACUCAAGUUGGCAAGAGAUUGGCAGGGUUAACAAUCCAAGGAACUUAAAGGUUGAAGACCGGCCGGAUAUAUCGUGUAGAGUAUUCAAAAUUAAGCUUGACAUGAUAAUCUCGGAUCUUAAGCAAGGAAUUCCAUUUGGAGUGCUAGAUGCAGAGUUGCCAGAUCCUACUCAGCAUCCAAAAUUGUUUAGAGCUGUAUCUACAUAUAUGAUUCAUGGACCAUGUGGUAGAGCAUUCUCAAAAUCUCCCUGCAUGAAAGAUGGGUACUGCACCAAAUAUUAUCCCAAGACAUUCAGUAAAACCACAGUUAUCGAUGAUAGUGGAUACCCAUCAUAUAGAAGACGAGACACAGGGGUGGUUACUGAGAAGAAGGGAGUCCAUAUGGAUAAUAGGAAUGUGGUUCCAUACAAUGCAUAUCUACUGAUGUCUUAUCAAGCGCAUGUUAAUGUAGAGUACUGCAACAAGUCGAAUGCUAUCAAAUAUUUGUUCAAGUAUGUGAAUAAAGGUCCAGACAGGGUAGCAGUUGGAGUUACAAAGGAAGCUUCCAGUGGAGAGGAUGCUCAGGUUAUUGAUGAGAUCAAACAAUUCUAUGAUUGCAGAUAUUUGUCUGCAUGUGAGGCUGUGUGGAGAACCUUAGCGUAUGAUAUUCAUCAAAGGUGGCCUUCAGUGAUGAGAUUAACCUUUUAUUUGCUUGGAGAGCAAAAUAUCAUCUUUAAAGAUGAUGACGAUCUUGAAGAAAUCGUGGAAGAAGAGGAAGGAAAAUGUACAAUGUUCUUAGCAUGGAUGGAGGCCAAUAAAAAAUUUGAAGCAGGUCAAACUUUGACGUAUGCUGAGUUUCCAAAUCAAUUUGUUUAUGAUAGAGAAUCAAGGGUGUGGCAUCCACGCAAAAGAGGGUAUUCUAUCGGGAGGUUAAAUUAUGUUCCACCGGGUACAGGUGAUAUUUAUUAUAUGAGAAUUUUGUUAGCUAUUCAGAGAGGUUGCACAACAUAUGAGUCUAUUAGGACAGUUAAUGGAAUUACAUAUUCUAGCUUCCAAGAUGCUUGCUAUUCCAUGGGACUACUGUGCGAUGAUAGGGAAUUCAUUGCAGCUAUUAAUGAGGUAGCUGAACUUGCAUCUGAUCAUCAAUUGAGAAAAUUAUUUGCGAUGCUACUGAUAUCUAAUAGCAUUAGCAACCCAGAGCGUGUUUGGAAUGCAACUUGGACAUUAUUGGCUAAUGGAAUACUAUAUGAAAGGAGAAAAGCUUUGAAAAACCAAGGACUAAGCAUGACUGAUGACGAAUUGAAAAACCUCUGCCUUAUUGAGAUUGAAAAGAUACUCAACAGCAAUGCGAGAUCUUUAAGAGACUAUCAAUCAAUGCCAUAUCCUGAGAUGUCUCAUGUUCGCCUUUUUCAGAAUAAGCUAAUAGAGGAGGAGUUAGCAUAUGACACAAAUGAGUUGACUCAUACAAACUUAUAUACAGAACAAAAGAUGACUCAUAAGCAAAGGUUAGUAUUUGAUGAGAUACUCAAUGCUGUUGUUACAGACUCUGGUGGUUUUUACUUCGUUUAUGGGCAUGGUGGGUGUGGUAAGACAUUUAUUUGGAAUGUACUUUCUUCUGCUAUUCAGUCUAGAGGAAAAAUUGUUUUAAAUGUCGCAUCCAGUGGAAUUGCUUCUUUACUCCUACCUGGUGGCAGAACGGCUCAUUCUAGAUUUUCAAUACCCAUUACAAUUACUGAUGAAUCUACUUGCAACAUCAAGCAUGGCAGUUUGAAGGCUGAGCUGCUCAUCCAAAGUAGCUUAAUAAUUUGGGAUGAAGCUCCAAUGCUCAAUAAAAUGUGCUUUGAAGCACUUGAUCGGACGCUCAGGGAUCUUAUGUCAGUUACCGAUCAACAUAAGAUACAUCAACCAUUUGGUGGUAAGGUUGUUGUUCUAGGAGGUGAUUUCAGACAGAUACUUCCGGUGAUUCCGAAAGGAAGUAGACACGAUAUAUUGGCAUCCGCUAUUAACUCAUCCCAUCUGUGGUCAUUUUGUAAGGUUCUGAAACUGCAUACGAAUAUGAGGCUUCUAAUGUCUUCUUCGGAUCAAGAUGAAGGUGAAAUGAAGAGAUUUGCUAAUUGGAUACUUGAUGUUGGAAAUGGAAAUAUUGGCUCUGUUGUUGGUGAUGAAUCAGAAGUUGAAAUUCCAAAUGAUCUAUUGAUUACAACUACUGAUGACCCUCUCUCUCAUUUGGUAGACUUUGCAUAUCCAAAUUUGUUGCAAAACAUGUCAGAUUACAGGUAUUUUCAGAGUAGGGCAAUUCUUGCACCCACGCUUGAGAGUGUCGAGAAGGUAAACGAUUUUGUCUUGACAAUCUUUCCAGGGAUGGAAAAGGAGUAUUUGAGCUCUGACACAACAUGUCAAGCUGAUGAGAAUGAAGAUGUACAACAAGAGUGGUUCACACCAGAGUUCCUAAAUGACAUCAAAUGUUCGGGACUACCCAAUCACAAGUUGACUUUGAAGCCAGGAGUCGCUGUAAUGCUACUGCGAAACAUAGACCAGACUUCAGGUUUAUGCAACGGGACAAGAUUAAUAGUUAACGAACUUGGCAGCAAUGUAAUUGGAGCGACAGUAGUGACCGGUAGAAAUAUUGGAGAUAAAGUGUACAUUCCAAGAAUGAACUUGAUCCCUUCAGAUUCAGGAUUGCCAUUUAAGUUCCAACGGAGACAAUUUCCAUUGACAGUAUGCUUUGCAAUGACCAUUAACAAGAGUCAGGGUCAAUCAUUAUCACAUGUAGGGCUUUAUUUGUCAAAAUCAGUGUUUACCCAUGGACAACUUUAUGUUGCUUUGUCAAGAGUUAAGAGUCGCAGUGGCCUCAGGGUUUUAAUUCUAGUUGAAGACGGCAAUCCAAAGUCAUCAACAACAAAUAUCGUGUUCAAAGAGACAACUAACCGUGAUGGACAACUUAAUGAGUUGGAUGUCGUCAAAUGUGAAGUUGAAAGGUUGCGUUCAUUGACAAUACCAUUGACGUUUGAAAUCCCCAAAGAAAUGCUCGUUAAUGAAGAAGAAGCAAUGAUAAUAACAAUGGUUGCAUGCACAAUGACUCAUGAGAAAAAAAUUCGUUCCGAAGGUCCAAAGAUAUGGUUUCUUCCACCUAGGGUCUCAGAACAAGCACUUUUAUUUUGCUACCCACCAACAGCUGUGGUAAUAGACCAUUCAACAUAUUUAUCUGAUGUUAGCAGCUUAUCAAAGAUGAUUCAUGAACAAUUGCUCGAUGAGAGAUUAGAGGGUAAGUCAGAUUUGGAUGAAGUUGCAUAUCAACUCGGUGAAUUUUGGAUCUACUAUCCACAGAAUCUUCCACAACAAGAAAACUCGUAA
Arachis stenosperma is the source of this 6369-nucleotide messenger RNA. RefSeq lists its product as uncharacterized. Gene Ontology annotation, molecular function: DNA helicase activity. The coding region runs from base 1 to 6369 and encodes 2122 amino acids. NCBI's taxonomy places the organism in Eukaryota, Viridiplantae, Streptophyta, Magnoliopsida, Fabales, Fabaceae. Gene Ontology annotation, biological process: DNA repair; telomere maintenance. The record is from RefSeq and is a predicted model, not a curated record. The transcript has 24 exons.